This is a messenger RNA of Brassica rapa (field mustard), 2522 nucleotides long. Its product is annotated as CSC1-like protein At1g10090. Gene Ontology annotation, cellular component: plasma membrane. Lineage: Eukaryota; Viridiplantae; Streptophyta; Magnoliopsida; Brassicales; Brassicaceae. The record is from RefSeq and is a predicted model, not a curated record. Gene Ontology annotation, molecular function: calcium-activated cation channel activity.
UGAUUAUGUUCUUCUCUGCCUUUUAGUUUAAGACAAGAGUCUGAACAGAAACUGAGAUGGAUGUUUCAGCGCUUUUAACCUCUGCUGGGAUUAACAUCGGGAUAUGCGUAGUCCUCGUCUCGCUUUACUCCAUCCUAAGAAAACAGCCCUCCAACUACUGCGUUUACUUUGGCCGGAUGCUCUCUGGUGGAAGAGUUAAACGCAACGAUCCUCGUUGGUACGAGAGGUUUGCUCCCUCUCCGAGUUGGCUCGUCAAGGCUUGGGAGACUACCGAGGACGAGAUGUUGGCUGCUGCUGGUCUCGACGCUGUGGUCUUCAUCAGGAUGGUUAUUUGCAGCAUUCGUAUCUUCUCAGUCGUUGCGGUAGUUUGCAUUUCUUUUGUUCUGCCUGUGAACUAUUACGGACCGAUGAUGGAGCACAAGGAAGCUCAUCUCGAGCCAUUGUCGAUAUUCACUAUUGAAAACCUUAAUCCACGCUCAAGAUGGCUUUGGGUACAUUGUCUAUCACUGUACAUCAUAUCCUCUGCGGCAUGUGCUCUUCUUUACUUUGAGUAUAAGACCAUAGCCAAAAAGAGGCUGGCGUAUAUUGCUGCAUCGUCCUCAAAGCCAAGUCAUUUUACAGUACUUAUGCGUGCUGUUCCUCAGUCUCCUGAUCAAUCUUACAACGAAACUGUGAGAGAAUACUUCACAAAUUACUAUGCACCAAGCUAUUUGUCGCACCUCAUGGUCUACCGUGAUGGCAUCAUUCAGAGACUGCUGAAUGAUGCCGAGAAGAUGCGUCAGGCAAUAAAACAUGUUUCUCCUGAUGUAAGCUGUACUCCUAGUUUGAAGUCAUGCAACUUUUGUACAGGACCUGGACCCACAAAAUCUUUUCAAAUCCUCUCUGACGAGGCAGGCAGUGUCAAAAAGCUGGAGCUUGAUGAGUUGACUUUGACUACAACCGAGGAAGAGCGUCCGGUUGCUUUUGUGUUCUUCAAGACUCGGUAUGAUGCUCUUGUUGCUUCUGAGGUUCUUCAAACAUCAAAUCCUAUGCUAUGGGUGGCAGACUUGGCUCCAGAGCCUCAUGAUGUCUACUGGAAAAACCUGAAAGUACCUUACCGCCAACUUUGGAUGCGGAAAAUAGCAACCCUUGUUGGUGCCGUUGCCUUCAUGUUUGUGUUUCUUCUCCCUGUUACUGGUAUUCAAGGGUUAACUCAACUAAAGACACUAUCCAAGAACUUUCCUUUUCUAAGACCCCUCUUGAAAGGGGAUAUUAUGAACCGGGUGAUUACAGGGUACUUACCAAGUGUGAUACUGGUUCUAUUCUUUUAUACCGUUCCACCGUUGAUGAUGUACUUCUCAACCUUGGAGGGAUGUAUCUCCAGGAGUCUGAGAAAGAGAAGUGCGUGUAUCAGAGUUGUCUACUUCACCAUCUGGAAUGUGUUCUUCGUCAAUAUCCUCUCAGGCUCUGUGAUCAGGCAGUUGAGCAUCUUCUCUAGUGUCAAAGACUUGCCUGCACAACUUGCUAAAGCUGUUCCGACACAGGCUGGCUUCUUCAUGACUUACUGUUUCACGUCUGGUUGGGCUGGUUUGGCGUGUGAGAUCAUACAACCUGUGGGUCUUAUAUGGAACCUGAUAGCAAGAGUUAUUGUCAAGAACAAAGAUGCAUCUUAUGAAACACUUAGGUUUCCUUACCAUAUUGAAAUCCCUAGGUUACUCUUGUUCGGUCUCCUUGGUUUCACCAACUCUGUCAUAGCUCCUCUGAUACUACCGUUCCUACUCAUCUACUUCUUUCUCGCCUAUCUUAUAUACAAGAAUCAGAUAAUCAACGUCUACAUUACAAAAUAUGAAAGCGGUGGACAGUACUGGCCUAUCUUCCACAACACUACAAUCUUUUCACUGAUCUUGUCUCAAGUUAUAGCUCUUGGAUUCUUCGGUUUAAAGCUGUCAACGGUUGCUUCAGGUUUCACCAUUCCAUUGAUUCUUCUCACCCUUCUGUUUAGUGAGUAUUGCCGGCAGAGGUUUGCUCCUAUCUUUCAGAAAUAUCCAGCUGAGAUUCUUAUCGCUAUGGACAGAGCAGAUGAGAUCACAGGAAAGAUGGAAGAGCUACAUAACAACUUGAAAGCUGCAUACUCUCAGAUACCGUUGUGUUCUCAAGAAUCUAGCAAAGCUGGAUGCAGUCCUCCUUGCUCAGAUCAGGAGUUACCAGCUUCUGAGCAGCUGAAGCCAGAGAAUCUGGAAGCGGAAAUGCUAAAAGCGUUUCAAAGAAGUAAAUCUAGUCACGAUCUUGAAGUGAAGUCUUGUCCCAGUGGUUCACCAUGUCGUUAUUCUCCAGGAUUUGCUGAGAUUUAUAAACGAACAUAAGAUACUUUGAAGGAUUGUACAGUUCUGCCUGCUAAAUUGAAAAUGUGAAUUUUAUAGUUACUGCAGGUGGGAAUGAAACAAUGCUUGGUUACUUGUGUACAAGUAGGAUUCAUUUUUUUCAUAGUUUUUUUGCGGAAAGACGCAUUAUUAUACAAAAGAGAAAUGAUCAAAAGAGCUUUU